AUGUACAAAUUAUUAUUGCUAUCGAUCCUUGCAGAAACUGUUUCAACUGUCGAAAUUAGAAAACAUCUACUUUCCUGGAACAUCGAAAGAUCUAUCAAGAGAAUCGCGCCAAAACAAACGAAAGUCUACUGGAAUAUCCCUACAUUCCAAUGCGAUUAUCACCAACUGAAUUUCACUGGUUUGGCGACGAAAUACGGAAUAAUACAAAACGAGAAAGACAGAUUUCACGGUGACCAAAUCAACAUCUUGUAUGACCCAGGAGAUUUUCCCGCCAUUCUGAAAAACGGUUCCGCGUCGGUUUUGAGAAACGGGGGAGUCCCCCAGGCUGGAAAUUUGACGAAGCACUUGGAAAUAUUUGCAGCGUUCCUGGAUGAGCUGAUACCAGAUGAUGAAUUUGCAGGUGUAGGUGUUAUCGAUUUCGAAAGCUGGCGCCCGAUAUUCCGACAGAACUUCGGAGUUCUCGAAGAAUACAAGAAUCUUUCGAUUGCCAUCGAGAAACGAAAACACCCUUUUUGGCCGACCACUUGGAUCGAAAAAGAAGCCAAAAUCCAGUUCGAAAGUUCCGCUAGGAAAUUCAUGGAGGAAACCCUGUUCCUAGCCAAACUCAUGAGGCCGAACGCUACAUGGGGAUACUAUGGCUACCCCUACUGUUUCAAUAUGUCCCCGAACAACAUGAGAGGAGGUUGUCCGAAAGAAGUUGUAGAGGAAAAUAAUAGAUUAGAAUGGCUGUUUGAAUUGACAGACAACUUAUAUCCGUCCAUUUAUUUGGAAAACAUAAGACUGAACGAGAGUGAUAGAGUUAAACUUAUCGAAGGACGAAUAGAAGAAUCUCACCGGGUGAUAAAACGAAUGAAUAAGAAAGAAAACACAAAUAUCGUUCCAUAUUUCUGGUAUAAAUAUCAUGAUACCCACGAAUUUCUUUCAAAGAAUGAUCUUUUCAAUGCUUUCACCGUACUGGCCUCUUCAGAUAUCAACGGAUUAGUGAUCUGGGGUAGCAGCAAUGACGUCAAUACCAAGAAGAAAUGUAUAGAUGAUUACCAGUACAUCGACAACAUAUUAGGCCCGUUACUUCAAUUCAACUUCUAGUUUUUAUUUCAUUUUAAUAGAAUGUGUCGGUCAGCUAAAUGAAUGAUCCAUAGUACAUUCCAGACAAGAAUAAAGCGUGUAGAUCGGGCUCAUAUGACCUCGCUAUUCAUUGGUCUAGAAACCUUGCGGAUGAAAACAGAAAUAGAAUCGAUAGUUGAACAAAUAACAUCCUGCAAGGCACUUUUGAUGAGAUGGAUAAGUUGUCGGUGUUACUUAUAUUUCCUGUUGCUGUUGCGUUCCAAACAACAGUGCAAUCCUACACAAAACACACAUGGGCUGAAGGACCUCUCAUAAGGUCGAUGGCCAUACAUAUACUACUACUAAAGGGUCUUUCAACAAGGACCGGUCGAUGUUGUAAUUGAAUAAAAUAAUCUGUGUGUGAGAUAUUAACGAUUUUAUUUGGAAGGCCCAUUUAUGCCAUUAUUUAUUGAAUAUGCCAUCGUUCAAAUGUCCGCCGCGGCUUCGAACGGUGGCACGGAUCCGAGAUGUCCAAUUUUCAAUGACCCUGCUGCAUAAAUCCGGCUGAAUCUGAGCAAUGGCUUGCGUUAUGUUCACUUUCUGGGCAUCGGUCGAUUGCGGCUUAUUGAUAUAGACCUGCG
Phaedon cochleariae (mustard beetle) is the source of this 1685-nucleotide messenger RNA. Lineage: Eukaryota; Metazoa; Arthropoda; Insecta; Coleoptera; Chrysomelidae. The record is from the annotation of a GenBank genome assembly.